AUGGAACAAAGCCCAGGCCUUGAAAAUCCUCUGAAUGCUACCCACGACAAGGGCUGCGUUCAUCCUAGUAAUUCCACCAAAAAAUGCAUCAUAAAGGGAGAAAUAAUUAUAGAACAAAGCCCUGGAGAAUCAGCUCCUGGGUCGGCAGCAUCAAUCCAGCUAUAUAGUUGCUCAAAAAUAGAUUCAAACACUGGUAAAGGGCAGUUAAGCGGGAUAGGAAAACUCAGAGAUGGCAAGAGUAACAAGCGUUAUGGGGUGAAAAUCACAACAUACAAGAUAAAGUUCCAUGUAGAGCCAACUUUCGGAGUCCCAGGAGCUUUUGUAAUAAAAAACCAACACAAGCACAAGUUUUACCUUCAAUCUGCAACCCUCAGAAUUCCUGGAAAUCAUGUUGUUCAUUUCGACUGCAACUCCUGGAUCUAUCCAAUUCACCAAACAAAGACUGGCCGGGUUUUCUUCUCGAACACUAGCUAUCUCCCAAACCAAACACCAAAAGCUUUGGUGGAACUGAGGAAUGAGGAACUAAAUAGCCUGAGAGGAGAAGGAACAAGGGAGAGGAAGGAAUGGGAACGAAGUUAUGGCUAUGAUUUUUAUAACGAUCUUGGAAAUCCUGCUAAAGGACCAGAAGGCAUAAGACCUGUCUUGGGUGGUUCUGCAAAGUACCCAUAUCCCCGCAGGGGAAGAACUGGUUGUCCUGGAAACAACCAAGAUCAUGCAACUGAGAGGAAGGAAGAAACCGUCAGGUUGGAUGUGUAUGUUCCCCCAGAUGAGCGGCUCAGCCCCAAGAAACUAUCAGCGUUGAUAUCAAAAGCAGUCAGGGCUGCUGUGCAAUUCCUUCUACCUGAAAUUAAAUUGUUAUCUGCAAAAGAUAUCAGCAGUUUUGAGUCGCUGACAAAAUUGUUAUUUGAAAAAUAUAACAAUAACUUCAAAUCCUUCCUUGAGUUCCAUGACUUGUUCACCAGUAACAGAAAGCUAGUAGAGGGAUGGUUUGCAGAGAUGUUAAAGACAAUAGAACCAAAUGAGCAGUUCCGAAAGAUUAUACAAGCAAGCAACGGAGAAAUGGAGUUUCCAUUACCCCAAAUUAUAGCAGAAAAUGAAUUGGCAUGGAUGGAUGAUAAGGAAUUUGCACGCCAGAUGCUUGCAGGAACUAAUCCAGCAGUAAUUCAGAUCUUGAAGGUAUUUCCCCCAAAGAGCAAAAAUGGAACUUGGAGUUCUAUCAUGCAAUCACACAUAGAGCACAACCUUGACGGGGUGACUAUUAGAAAUGCUAUGUACCAACAGAGAAUCUUUAUCUUGGAUCACCAUGACUACCUGAUGCCAUUCUUAAGAAGAAUAAACAUGAAGGAAGGUGUAUGUACUUAUGCAUCCAGAACACUUCUAUUCUUAAGGGAAGAUGGCACUUUAAAGCCAGUGGCAAUAGAGCUGAGCCUGCCUGGGUCUCGAGUCUCUAGGUACAAGGAGAUGCAGAGGGUGUUUCUUCCAUCUAGAUCUAAUCAGGGCAGUGAAGUAGCCCUGUGGCAGUUUGCUAAAGCUCAUGUUCUAGUCAAUGACUCCUGUCACCACCACCUAAUCAGCCAUUGGUUGAAAACUCAUGCAGUGAUUGAGCCAUUCAUCAUAGCCACCAGAAGGCAGUUAAGUGCAAUGCACCCGAUUCACCGGCUUCUAAAUCCUCAUUUUAAAGACACCAUGCACAUAAAUGCGCUGGCUAGGAGUGUUCUCAUAGACUCUGGUGGAAUUCUUGAGAAGAUAUUAGCUACUGGAGAAAUCUCAAUGGAGCUAUCUUCAGCAUUCUAUAAGGACUGGAGAUUUGAUGAACAAGGCCUCCCUGCAGAUCUACUCAAAAGAAAUAUGGCCAUACCUGACUCAAGUAAGCCUGCUGGGGUUCAGCUGCUCUUUGAAGACUAUCCCUACGGUGCAGAUGGACUUGAUAUAUGGGUUGCCAUCAAGAAAUGGGUAACCAACUUUUGUCUCCUCUUCUAUGCAAAUAACUAUUCAGUAAGGUCUGACAAAGAAAUCCAAGCAUGGUGGUCAGAAAUUCGAAAUGUGGGUCAUGGGGAUUUGCACCACAAAGAAUGGUGGAAACCGAUGGAAACUGUUGCUGACCUGACAGAGGCUCUCACAACUCUGAUAUGGACAUCAUCAGCUCUUCAUGCUGCUGUCAACUUUGGGCAAUAUGGAUAUUCUGGUUACCCUCCAAAUCGUCCUACACUCUGUAGAAAAUUCAUUCCUGAGGAAGGAAUGCUAGACUUUGUAGAGUUCCUUAGGGAUCCUGACAAAUAUUAUCUUCAGAUGUUGCCUGAAAGAUGUGUGAUGAGACUUAGUGUAGCAUUGGUAGAGGUUCUCUCCCAGCACAUCUCUGAUGAAGUGUACUUGGGCCAACGGUCAUCAGGAGGAUGGACAGACAACAAACAGAUUCACGAGAUGUUUAAGCAGUUCGGUGAGGACCUUCAAGAGGUGGAGAAAAGAAUCUUGAAAAGAAAUAGAAAUCCAAAGCUUAAGAACAGACAGGGUCCUGCCAAAAUAGCAUACCAACUUCUGUACCCUGACACAUCAACUUUUGGAUCUGGGGUGGGAAUCACUGGAAAAGGAAUACCUAAUAGCAUAUCAAUCUAG
Diospyros lotus (date-plum) is the source of this 2613-nucleotide messenger RNA. Its product is annotated as linoleate 9S-lipoxygenase-like. Gene Ontology annotation, molecular function: oxidoreductase activity, acting on single donors with incorporation of molecular oxygen, incorporation of two atoms of oxygen; metal ion binding; protein binding. Gene Ontology annotation, biological process: lipid oxidation. Bases 1 to 2613 code for a protein of 870 amino acids. Lineage: Eukaryota; Viridiplantae; Streptophyta; Magnoliopsida; Ericales; Ebenaceae. The record is from RefSeq and is a predicted model, not a curated record. The transcript has 9 exons.